GCGUCAUUUCCGUUGUCAGGUGGUGCUGUCGCUGUGGAAAGAUGCGAUCAGCGAAGAGCGGAGGCUUUUCCUUAAUUGCUCAUUUCGGUAACAGAGGCUAAACAACCCGAAACCAACCCUCUGUGGUCUCUCCUGUUUAAGCGAGAAGCUCCGCAUAUCCACCACAGCGUGUACCCAAGAAAUAUCCAUGUUGUAAGCAGACAACGCAGACUUUACCCGGCGGUUUUGGCUCGAGAGCUCCAGUAUGUCCAAGCGGCGCUCGUCGGAGAGGGGGGCUGGAGAGACAUCAGGCAGGGCCAGCAAGCUGCAAUGUCCUGGGAUAUCCGGCAAUAACGCCAAGAGAGCCGGGCCCUUCAUCCUUGGGCCUCGCCUGGGCAACUCACCAGUGCCCAGCAUAGUGCAGUGUCUGGCCAGAAAGGACGGCACAGAUGACUUUUAUCAGCUCAAAAUCCUUACGCUGGAGGAGCGAGUGGACUCUGCAGGGGAGACUCAGGAGGAGCGGCAGGGGAAGAUGCUGCUGCACACAGAGUACUCUCUCCUUUCUCUGCUGCACAACCAGGAUGGGGUAGUCCACCACCACGGCCUCUUCCAGGAUCGAGCCUACGAAAUAGUGGAGGACAUGGAGGCGAACAAAGUGCGCAAGAUGAAGAAGCGGAUUUGCCUCGUGCUCGACUGCCUGUGUGCUCACGACUUCAGCGACAAGACAGCCGAUCUAAUAAACCUCCAGCAUUACGUUAUAAAGGAGAAGCGGCUGAGCGAGCGCGAGGCCAUCGUCAUCUUCUACGAUGUGGUGCGUGUGGUGGAAGCCCUUCAUAAGAAAAACAUCGUGCACAGAGACCUCAAGCUGGGAAACAUGGUGCUGAACAAACGAACUCACCGAAUCACCAUCACCAACUUCUGCCUGGGAAAGCACCUGGUGAGCGAGGACGACCUGCUGAAAGACCAGAGAGGAAGUCCGGCCUACAUCAGCCCCGAUGUAUUAAGUGGUCGGCCGUACCGUGGUAAACCCAGUGACAUGUGGGCUCUUGGCGUGGUCCUGUUCACCAUGCUGUAUGGCCAGUUCCCCUUCUAUGACAGCAUACCUCAAGAGCUCUUCCGCAAGAUCAAGGCUGCAGAGUACUCCAUCCCAGAGGACGGUCGCGUGUCGGAGAACACGGUGUGCCUGAUCCGAAAGCUGCUGGUGUUGGACCCUCAGCAGAGGCUUACUGCAGGAGAGGUGCUGGAGGCGCUCAGUGGUAUCAUUGCCUCAUGGCAGUCUGUUUCAUUGUUAAGUGGCCCUCUGCAGGUGGUGCCGGAUAUUGACGAUCAGGUCAAUCACCCAGAACAUAUGCAAGAGGCUAAGGUGAUAGAAGAGUCUUCACAGUACGAGUUUGAGAACUACAUGCGCCAGCAGCUGCUGUUGGCGGAAGAGAAGAACACUAUCCAUGAGGCCAAGAGCUUUCUCACCAAGCGCCCGUUUGGCAGCAUCCCACCUGUAAGGCGUCUGGGCCACGACGCGCAGCCUGUCAGCCCGCUAGAUGCCGCCAUCCUGGCACAACGUUUCCUCCGGAAGUAGUCCCCAACCACCCAUGGCAGCCUCCCUGAGCUCCCCGGGGAGUACAGAGACCUGUGGAGUCCAGAGAGGACUGAGGAGGACAAGACCCAAAACUGACCUCGCAUACUGGAGGCCCAGCCUGAACCAGGGUGCACACGGCCCCAUUCGUACAUGGGCUUUUGGGCAAGCUAGGUGGAGCAGGUGUGAGGAUUGCACCAGAACAAACUAGCUCAUUUAAACAUUCACUCCUCAUGUCUGGAUCUUCCAGUGAAACAUGGAAAGCCCCGGAGGAAGAUCUGAACCAAAGGUUCCUUGCCCUCAGGUCACCAACAGUCAGAUCUCACUGUGCAUCUAACCUGAUGGUGCACUCCCACAUGGGGCUUACACAAGGCUCUGCCUGGAGAGCUGAAGAGACGACUAACCCCAUAUUCCAUCUCCCUUUUUUGAGAUCUCCCUUCUGUAACCCUUCCCCCAUCAACUCUGGAUCCCCUGAGCAAUACAGAAUCAUGUAGCAGCCCCCUCUCUUCCUAGUGGUUAAUGGUGUUGCCUCAAGUCAGAUCCCCUGAUCACAGAUGUCACUUCUCUAUACCUCCAGUCCACCCUCGCCCUCUUACUCCUCCCUCUUCCUCUACCUUUUUCCUGUACCGAAAGUGAUCCAGACCGGUCCCGUCUGUAACUCUGACUUCAAAUCAAUCUACCUCUCUGUCUCUCUUCUCUGUUGGUAAACCAUGCUCACUGUUCUGAGACCAGGGAUUGUAACAAUGGAGUCUUGAUGCCACCAGUGACACGAAGCAUUAAUGUUUUCUGUCCGAGUGAUAAUGCUUUGAAACCUUUUCAGAGGUUUCAAAAGAAAUCUGAAUAAGCUUUUUUUUUUUAAAUCAUAUUUACCUUAAUAAGUAGCAUUUCACCCCUACCUUUUGGAUUGAAGAUACUGAAUAUCAAAGUAUGUGCACAUGCAUCCUUUGAUAUUCGCAGAAUGCAUUGUCUGCUGCUUUUGCUCAUCCCUGUGGAAAUCUAUUUUUAGCAUCUAGGCAGCUAGUGUGAGUUACCUGGAAGUCACAAUGCCAAGAACUGAAUGGGAAACACUGUUGGAUCCUCCCUGCCAAGGCAUAUUGAUGGUAACACUUCCUCAGUGCCAUUCUAGUGGAGAUCAGGCACUGUCAUGUUUCUAUUGCCAAAAAUCAUGUCUUAAAAAUUACUCUUAGCCAAGGAAACUGGUACCCACAGCCUCAUUCAGAAUCAAAUGGCUUCCAGGUAUUCAGACUUCCCUGUUUCUCUUUGUCAAGACGGAUCAUGGGACACGUGUUCUGAAUGUGAACCGCCAUUCUACGCUUUAAUAAGUCUGCAGUAUCCAUGCGUGUGUGUGUGUGUGUGUGUGUGUGUGUGUGCGUGUGUGUGUGUCUGUGUCAGUGUGCUUUGGGCCAGGCAGAGUCAGUGGAGCUGUUGACCUCUGACAGCCACAGACCCUUUUAAGCUAUCCUCCUAUCGUUGUGUUCUGUGAUCUGGCCUGCCUCAGUGGCAGACACUGUGAAAACCAGUGCAGGCUUUGCUGAGAUGGGGCUUGACUGAAUGUGUUGGCGAUUGCCAUGAAUGCUGUCCUUCAAUCGGGAUAAUCUAUUGCCAUUCUCAAGCCCUCUUUCCAGCUCAUCUUGUACGUGCUCGUAUUAUCUCACCAGCUGAGAGCCCAGCUGCUGGCCGGUAAUUGAUACUGUAAUAUUUCAUAGACAAAUGAAAAUACAGACUCGUAGAUUUUACGUUGUAGUUGCUGGGUCUAGCUAUUGAUGCAUUCUUGUCUUUUUAUCAAAGAGUUUCUUCAAACCAUGGCAAAGCUACUAGCCAGUGACUGUUAGGCAUCUGUACACUGCAACUUGCCUUUGCGUAUUGGUACCUGCUUUAGGCUACACUUCUUCCUAUUUAUAUCAAACUGAUUGCAUGAACAUAGGCUCUGGAAUAUUUUCAAAUGUCUUUACUUCUUCUUUUUUCUUUAUAAUUUCAUGUUGAUUUAUUUAUUCACUUGUGAUGACCCCCCCCCCCCCCCCCCUCCCCCUAAACUACUGGUGCUUGUAUCACAGACUAGGCACAGCGUAUGCCGGUGACACAGGCCCUGAAACCCUUUGCUCUCAGCUUCAAGGAGUGUUUUCAACUCCAACAUUAAAUUUGUAGUUUUCAAUCCUUCUCAGCCACAUUCAUGAACGAGUAGCAUCAGUUUUUUGUGUUUUUGUUUUUCCUUAUUUUUGGAUUCCUAAAUAAUUUUCUUGCCAUUUUACCACAAACGUGGUCGAUUUAAGCUACACUAAUAACGAGACUGACUUUUCAUAGUUAUAUUUUUUACAGAAAACAAAAUGAUACACUCACAUUAUCGUAAUGUUGUACGGGAGGGGUUUUGUGUUUUCCUUUUUUCUUUUAUCAUUUACCCAAAAAUCCCCACACAAAGCUUCUCUCUUUGGUCAGUAUGUAAAUAUGUACCAUCAUGACUGCGCCAGUCAUAUUGUGUGUGUGUGUGUGUGUGUGUGUGUGUGUGUGUGUGUGUGUGUGUGUGUGUGUGUGUGUAGUUCCACCCAGUGAGAUACCAACUCGACACAUGCCUAUUGACGUGCAUUAUAGGCCACGUUGGCCGUCAACCACCACAUCCAGAGGCUAAAAUUAUAUGUAAAGAGAGCGGUCUGCUUUCUCCCACCUCAAUGUGAAUUCCAUGGGUAUACAGCAGUAUUGUAGUAGUCUAGGUUGUUCAUCAGAAAAGGGUAUUUCAUGAACACCGUAGCCAUUGCUGAAUACUGACAUUAAAGGAUCUGUGUGUGGAAAAUGUCUCGCGCCAUCUUCCAUGAUGUCCAAUUACAGAUUAGUACCUACAGGUUCAAUAGACCCUUGGUGUAAAUGUUAUUUUGUCCCCCCCCCCCACCCUCCCCCCAAAUCAAGAAGUGUUUCACCUUCUAGCUAGUGGAUUGUACCACAUUCAAUGUUUGUUUUACAGAGUUGUAUUGAUGGACUGAAAAGCAUGGACAUAGUGUAAGGUUCAACUCUGUGUAAAACAUGUGACUGUUGCAUGAUGUUAAACUUGCAAGGUGUGACAGAGCAACCGAUCGACAAUUUGAAGAUGAUUUACUCCUUUGAGUCCUACGGGAAACUGCAAAGCGAGACAGAUCUAGCCCUUAAUUGGAUGAGUAGUCAAAUUGUGUUGCUAAAUUUUCAAAAUUUGAGUUUUUAUGAUGAUUUUCACCCCGCUUCGAACGUCCUACGUUUUCAGUAUAUAACCAAUUUAUUGCUGGCUGUUUCAACUGGAAACUUGGUGUAGGAUUAUGAAAUGUGGUGUAGUUUAAACCCAAUGGGAUAAUGUGUUGUAAGCUGCUUGGUUGGACAUGGGCAUCUAGAUACAGAAAACUGCGUAAUUGUACAGAUGAAAAACACGUUUGUAUAAAAAAAAAAACAUAUUUUUCUACUUCAUCAGAUCUCUACAUGCAUGUCAGCAAUAAACAUUUGAUAUGGAAACAUU
Molecule: messenger RNA, 5024 nt
Organism: Cottoperca gobio
Lineage: Eukaryota; Metazoa; Chordata; Actinopteri; Perciformes; Bovichtidae
Gene: stk40
Product: serine/threonine kinase 40
Exons: 11
Coding region: 245-1555 (436 amino acids)
Biological process (GO): protein phosphorylation
Molecular function (GO): protein kinase activity; ATP binding
Source: RefSeq, a predicted model, not a curated record